CAAAAAGCCGUUAUGAUUGCUAUAAGCUCGAUUUUUGAAUAAUUUUCAAAAAGAAAAUUGGUGCUUUUGAAAUUUUCCUUUAUUAAUUUGUUUACGAGAUACCUGGUAAAACUGAAAAACCUCUAACCUCAAAUUGCUUUUAACUCCUUUAUAACUGGAAAUAUUUUUAAACUUUAAGCACACAUUCAACAAAAAAUUAUUGAUAGAAAACUAGCAGAAAUACUGCAUUGAACCCACAUAGGGGUUGCCAAAUGUCGAGUACGCUGCUUACUUCGGUUUACUCCCAGCGAACAGCUGAUUGUCAAAAUUUACACCCGUCAUCUGGACAUCUAUUAAUUGUUUUCCCAUUGUAUGACUCAAACUUUGUUAUUGAUUUUUAACAAUUAAACUGUUUUAAUUAGCAAAUUAAUCGUUGAAAGCUGGUCCAAAAAUAACCCCUGAAACCUAUUGAUGGUAUCAAGUAAGAUAACGAAACCAUAUUGUUGCCGUAAAAACUGCGUGCAAUUAAGCAUUCAUUUUUGUAAGUCGCUGAACUUACAGUAAGAAAUGGAUUCGUAUCAAAACGGAAAUCAGACCCAAGAGCAGGACUUUCAAAAGUUGUCCCAAACAAUUGCUUCAAGUAUUCAAAAAACUCAUCAAAAUGUGUCUUCCAUGCAACGAAUGGUCAACCAAAUUGGCAGUCAUCAAGACUCGCCAGAACUACGCAAACAACUGCACUCACUUCAGCAUUAUACUCAACAACUCGUAAAAGAUACCAAUGGAUACAUUAAGGACCUCGCCAAUAUUUCCCCAUCGUUGUCACAGUCUGAACAAAGGCAAAGAAAGAUGCAGCGUGAAAGACUGCAAGAUGAAUUUUCGACCACUUUGAAUUUAUUCCAACAGGUUCAAAGAAGUACCGCCCAGAAAGAGAAAGAGCAAAUUAAGAAAGCCAGGCAACAAGCCUAUGGGGAUCAGCCAUAUUUACCUGGAUACAAAAAGGAUCAACAGCUGAUUGAGCUUCAAGGUGGUGCCGGAAACCAACAAAUGCAACUGCAAGAAGAGGCGGAUUUAAGACUUUUACAAGAACAAGAACAAGCUGUCCAACAACUUGAGAGUGAUAUUAACGACGUGAAUGAGAUCUUCAAAGAUUUAGGGCGACUAGUGCAUGAACAGGGCGAAGUGAUAGACAGUAUAGAAUCCUCAGUGGAGAGUACGUCUAAUUUUGUUCAUCAGGGAGCUGAACAGCUUAGGGAAGCUGGCAGCUACAAAGACCGUAUUAGAAAAAAGAAAGUAUUUUUUAUAUUGAUCGCAGCCAUCAUUUUGGCAGUGAUUAUUAUCAUCAUUGCUUUGAAGACUUCUUAAUUUUGGUCUGCUUUCUUGCAUGGGAUAUAUUUCUAUAUUAAUCUUAUAACACAGUGUUUUUGUAAAGGGUGCAGUGCUAUACGUUCAUUAUCUUAUCUGCAACUUGCAAAUUAGUUUGAGCAGCGGCUCAAUUUCUUUAACAUUAUUAGGCUUAUGCCAAGUGGCCUAAAAUGUACAUAAAAUUGGAAAUGUUUAAUACCUACUGAGUGUAUGUUACGGUAUUCAAAAGUGGCUCGUUAUCCUAGAUUAAUUAUUUAUAGAAUUUCAUUAAAAAUAACAUAUUAAUGCAUUAGUUUCCUCCGUAUCCAUUUGGGGUAAUAAAGUAAUUGCAGUAAAUUAAAACUCAAAAGCAGCAGCCACUGAAGAAAUUCAAAAAUGAUUUAGAGUUAAGGAAAUCUUUAAUUCCUUUCAUUUACCGUCCGAUUGUUUAUUUUUAAAGUGCAACCCCCGGUGUAAUAUAUUUUGUUAUUAUUGUAUGUAUAUAAGUUAAUAAAAAGUUAUUCAUAUCA
Dendroctonus ponderosae (mountain pine beetle) is the source of this 1850-nucleotide messenger RNA. Its product is annotated as syntaxin-12. The transcript has 5 exons. The record is from RefSeq and is a predicted model, not a curated record. Gene Ontology annotation, cellular component: SNARE complex; membrane; synaptic vesicle. Gene Ontology annotation, biological process: intracellular protein transport; vesicle-mediated transport; vesicle fusion. The coding region runs from base 547 to 1341 and encodes 264 amino acids. Gene Ontology annotation, molecular function: SNARE binding; SNAP receptor activity. Lineage: Eukaryota; Metazoa; Arthropoda; Insecta; Coleoptera; Curculionidae.